Trypanosoma conorhini is the source of this 447-nucleotide messenger RNA. RefSeq lists its product as uncharacterized. NCBI's taxonomy places the organism in Eukaryota, Euglenozoa, Kinetoplastea, Trypanosomatida, Trypanosomatidae. The record is from RefSeq and is a predicted model, not a curated record. The transcript has a single exon. The coding region runs from base 1 to 447 and encodes 148 amino acids.
AUGUCGCAGCUGUGGGUGAAGCGCGCCAAGGCGGAGGUCUCACGACACUCUCGCCUCCUAGAAACGAUUAAUCGUGUCUUCCCUAUGCCGUUUGAGGAGCGGCGUUCGCGUGUGGGCAUGGUGACGUAUGGUACCUAUCGAUGGUUUCGCUACUUUCCCUUCUUACUUGUCCCAGUCGUGGUGGUUGGGGCCAUUUUGGAAACCCGCGAUAUUCCUCAAGAACACGUUUUUACUUCGCUGCAUUUGUGGCUGGCAGACCACGGCAUGUUUCGGCAUGACACGGUGAAGGCGCUUAACCCGGCUUUUGAGGAUGAGCGACGGGCAAUAGAAUGGAAGGCCAACGAUCGCAAGUGGAGAUUUACAGGCAUUGACAUGCUUUCGGAGAAGGAGUUGAGGGAGUUUGCGGCAAUCAAUAUUCAGCGGCAAAAUCUGUCAUCGUCGCGGUAA